GAAUACACGAGUGUAUGUCCAACCCAACUAAUUUGAAUUAUCAAACUUAUAUUAUAUAAAAGGUGUGUUGGGAUUGAAAAAUUUGAACCUAAUUUGAAUUAUCAAACUUAUAUUAUAUAAAAGGUGUGUUGGGAUUGAAAAAUUUGGUUCAACUCGAAUUAAACUAAACAAUUGUUGGACUACAAAUGAAAAAAAAAAAAGAAAACAAUACCAUAUUUUAGAAAAUUAAUUUGGGUUAUUUAAGUUCUACUCAACCGGAUUUACGCUAACAAAAAUCAACCACACAAUUUACCCCUAAAAUUAAAAUUUGUGUGACUAAUAAUACCAUUUGUCAAUUUAUUUUAUUAUGAAACUAAAAAGGUUCCCUACCAACCGUCAUUGUGGACCAUCGAUUCCAUCAAUUCCAUCAAUCCCCUCUUUAUCCCCAAAAUCCAUUAUUACUUCCGCAAUUUCCAAUUCACUCCCUUCACACACACAUACUAACCCUUUGAAUAUUAAGGGUAUUUUAGUCUAUCCCUUAAUCCAUUUCUCUUAAGCCUUAACCAUUAAUUACCGUUUUAAUUAUUAGCCUUAAAAUAGAAUACAAGUCUUUCUCUUUCAAUCUUUCUUCCACAAAAUUCCUAUUUCUUUUUACUUACUUUCAUCACAUCCCAAAAUGUCGUCAACGGAUAAAUCUAAUCCUCCGCUUGUUCUCGACGCUCCGCUUCAAUCCCUUGGCUUCGAGGUCCACCACGUCUCUCCUCACAAAGUCUCCGGCCGUCUCCUCGUUUCUCCGAUCUGCUGCCAGCCGUUCAAAGUGCUGCACGGCGGCGUAUCCGCGUUGAUUGCGGAGUCUCUGGCGAGUAUGGGUGCUCACAAGGCGUCUGGAUACCAGAGAGUCGCAGGAAUUCAUCUCAGUAUUAAUCACUUGAAGAGCGCCUCCCUCGGCGAGCUUGUUAUCGCCGAAGCCGUUCCGGUCACCGUCGGUAGAACCAUCCAGGUAUGGGAUGUCCAAUUAUGGAAGGAUUUGAAAGAAAGAAAAGUCGUUGUAUCCACUGCAAGGGUAACUCUUCUUUCCAAUAUGCCUGUUCCUAAACAUGUUGAAGAUGCUGCUGAUGCCCUCAAGAAAUUUUCAAAACUGUAAUCACUUUAAAGGUUUUUAAUUUUAGUACGUAAUUAAUAAGUUUUAUAUAUAAAGUUCAAUGAAUUAUUUGAUAGGGUGAUUCAAGCAUGGGCUGUGUGCAUAAGAUGACGAUAUAGUUAGGUGGACCUAAAAUUAGAUAGAUAUUAAUGCCCACUUCCUUUUAUGUUUUGUAUA
Molecule: messenger RNA, 1297 nt
Organism: Cucumis sativus (cucumber)
Lineage: Eukaryota; Viridiplantae; Streptophyta; Magnoliopsida; Cucurbitales; Cucurbitaceae
Product: 1,4-dihydroxy-2-naphthoyl-CoA thioesterase 1
Exons: 3
Coding region: 656-1123 (155 amino acids)
Biological process (GO): phylloquinone biosynthetic process
Cellular component (GO): peroxisome
Molecular function (GO): 1,4-dihydroxy-2-naphthoyl-CoA thioesterase activity
Source: RefSeq, a predicted model, not a curated record